AUUGCUGCUUUGAGCAAUACCUAAAGAAUGACAUAAUGUCAUUAGAAUCAACCUGACAUUUAAGACAUUAGAAAAUACUAUGAAAUCUGGAGAUGACCGACUUCAGAAACACUAUCUAACGUAUGAAUCUUACCUCAGAAGAUGCAAAAAGGAUUUUGAGUCCAAAAUUCAAGAAAAGAUUGAUCAAUCCACGUCGUUCGAAGAUUUCAAACCGAUGAAGAUUCUGGGUACCGGUUCGUUUGGGAAAGUGGUGUUGUGCCAAUACAAAGAUGAAGAAGACCUGUAUGCGAUGAAAAUUAUGGAAAAAGUUAAUAUUGUGAGGACUAAGCAAGUUAUACAUACAAUUUCCGAGGUUAAGUUUUUAGACGCUUUCAAAUUUCCUUUUAUAAUAAAUUUACAGUACUUUUUUAAGAAUAACGUCUACAUCUUUAUCGUCAUGCCUUUCAUUAACGGCGGGGAAAUGUUCUACCACCUAAGAUCUACCAAGAAAUUCGACGAAACUCUCUCGAAAUUCUACGCAGCUCAGGUUACGUUAGCCUUUGAAUACAUGCAUCAUAUGGGCGUUGUCUACAGAGACCUCAAGCCAGAAAAUAUUUUGAUAGACUCGACAGGGUAUUUGAAGAUCACUGAUUUAGGGUUUUGCAAGAAGAUCGACAGUCAGAGGACAUAUACGUUGUGUGGUACUCCCGAAUAUUUAGCACCUGAAAUCAUUCUCAGUCAAGGAUACAAUUUUUCCGUGGACUGGUGGUCUCUGGGUGUGUUAAUAUACGAAAUGUGUGCAGGAUUUCCUCCGUUUUAUGCCAAGGAUCACAUGAAACUCUAUGAGAGAAUCGUUACUGGAAAGUUCACCUGUCCGCCCCACUUUUCUAGGGCAGUCAAAGAUUUGGUCAUCAAUAUUUUACAAGUUGACCGGAGUAAAAGGUUUGGCGUGAUGAAGGGCGGUUCGAGAGACAUUAAAGGCCACGAAUGGUUCAAAACUGUUGACUUCGAUCAGAUAUUUGCAAGAAAAUACAAACCUCUCUUUAUUCCUCCUGUACAAGGUCAAGGGGAUACCAAGUUCUUCGACGAAUACGGAGAAAUGAAGCUCCGUGAAGGCUCCUUCAAUGAAUACGAAGAAGAAUUUAAGUCGUUCACACUUAGGUGAUUCUUUUGUUUUUAUUUUUUCCGUAUACAUUAUUUUUUGUACAUAAGGCUACUAUUAUUAUUUCUUAUGAAAAAUAUAAGUUUUAAUUGAGUUU
Molecule: messenger RNA, 1238 nt
Organism: Diabrotica balteata
Lineage: Eukaryota; Metazoa; Arthropoda; Insecta; Coleoptera; Chrysomelidae
Source: the annotation of a GenBank genome assembly